AUGGCCCGUCGCUCCCAGAGCUCCUCACAGGGGGACAACCCGCUGGCCCCCGGGUACCUGCCCCCUCACUACAAAGAGUACUACCGCCUGGCAGUGGACGCGCUGGCUGAGGGUGGGCCAGAGGCCUACAGCCGCUUCCUGGCAUCGGAGGGGGCCCCCGCCUUCUUGUGCCCCGAGGAGUUGGAUCACGUGAGCUGCCACCUGCGGCCCCCGCAGCAUGCCGCCCGCGAGUCCCCCGAAGGCAGCCCUCAGGACGUGGGAAUGGACGGCUCCUCGGGCACCUACUGGCCGGUGAACUCAGACCAGGCCGUGCCGGAGCUCGACUUGGGCUGGCCCCUGACCUUCGGCUUCCAGGGCACUGAGGUCACCACGCUGGUGCAGCCACCGCCACCUGAUAGCCCCAGCAUCAAGGACGAGGCACGCAGGAUGAUCCGCUCCGCCCAGCAGGUGGUGGCCGUGGUGAUGGACAUGUUCACCGAUGUGGACCUACUGGGCGAGGUGCUGGAGGCGGCGGCACGCCGCGUCCCCGUCUACAUCCUGCUGGACGAGAUGAACGCACAGCACUUCCUGGACAUGGCAGACAAGUGCCAGGUCAACCUGCACCACGUGGAUUUCCUGCGCGUGCGCACCGUGGCGGGCCCCACCUACUACUGCCGAACCGGCAAGUCCUUCAAGGGCCACGUGAAGGAGAAGUUCCUGCUGGUGGACUGCGCCGUGGUGAUGAGCGGGAACUACAGCUUCAUGUGGUCCUUCGAGAAGAUCCACCGCAGCCUGGCGCACGUGUUCCAGGGUGAACUGGUCUCCAGCUUCGACGAGGAGUUCCGCAUCCUAUUCGCACAGUCGGAGCCCCUGGUGCCCGCGGCCGGGGCGCUGGCCCCCAUGGACGCCUAUGCCCUGGCUCCGUACGCGGGCGCGGGGCCUCUCGUGGGCGGCCCGGGGCUCGGGGCGCCGACCCCUUUCUCUUUCCCCAAGCGGGCGCACCUGCUGUUCCCUCAGCCGCGGGAAGAGGGCCUGGGUUUCCCGUCUUUCCUCGACCCCGACCGCCACUUCCUGUCGGCCUUCCGCCGGGAGGAGCCGCCGCGGGGGCCCGGAGGCAUCAUGGAACCACACGCGGGGCUGCGGCCCCUGUUGCGGCGGCUGGACGCCGAGACCGGGCCUGGCAGGGAGCUGGCCGGGCCGCGCGGCUUCUUCCAGGCGCGGCACCUGGAAACGGACGCUUUCAAGCGGCACAGCUACGCGGCAGCCGACGGCGCGGGCGCCGUGGAGAACUUCGCGGCCGCGCGGCAGGUGUCGCGGCAGACGUUCCUUAGCCACGGCGACGACUUCCGCUUCCAGACUAGCCACUUCCACCGCGACCAGCUCUACCAGCAGCACUAUCAGUGGGACCCGCAGCUGGCGCCGGCGCGUCCGCAGGGCCUGUUCGAGAAGCUGCGCGCCGGCCGUCCCGGCUUCGGGGAUCACGAGGACAUCGCGCUGGGCGGCGGGCCGCGAUUCCCCGAGCUUGGGCUCGACGGCCAUCUGCGCCUGGACUACGUGCCGUCCAGCGCGUCGCGCGAGGUGCGCCAUGGAUCGGACCCCGCCUUCGGGCCCGGCCCCCUCGGCCUGGAGCCCGGCGCGCCCCCGCCCCCCAAUUUAGGCCAACGUUUCCCAUGCCAGGCAGUGGCCAGGUUCGGCCCCGAGGCUGCGCCCGCGGAGGAGCCGGAGCGCAGGGGUGGGCCCGAGGGGCGGGCUGGCCUGCGGCACUGGCGCCUGGCCUCCUACCUGAGCGGCAGCCAUGGCGAGGACGCGGGUGACGAGGGCUUGCCCGCGCCCAUGGAGACCCAGGCCUAUGAAGAUGACGCGCUGGGCCCCGGGGGGCGGGCAGUCGCCGGGGACCUGCUCCCUUCGGCCUUUCGCGGCCCCGCAGCCUUCCUAUCCAAGGGCCCGGACUCGGGCGGGGGCGACACCUGGGAGCGCGAAGGCUCUGACGAAUUGGGCCUGGCCAAGCAGGACUCCUUCCGCUCGCGCCUGAACCCGCUGUUCCAGCGCAGCUCACGGCUGCGCUCCUCGCUUAUCUUCAGCACGUCACAGGCGGAGGGCGCGGGCGGGGCCGCAGCCGCCACCACCACGGAGAAGGUGCAGCUGAUGCACAAGGAACAGACGGUCAGCGAGACGCUGGGCCCAGGCGGCGAGGCCGUGCGCUCCACCGCCUCAGCCAAGGUGGCGGAGCUUCUGGAGAAGUACAGGGGCCCGGUCCGUGAUGGGGGUGGCGCCGUAAACGUUUCCAGCCACAGCAAGGCGGUUGUGUCCCAGAAGGAGGAGGUGGCAGCUCUUGGCGGCGCGGCGGGCGAGCGCCGCAGCCUGGAGAGCUGCCUGCUCGACUUGCGCGACUCCUUCGCGCAGCGGCUGCACCAGGAGGCCGAGCGGGAGCCGGGAGCUGCCGGGCUCACGGCCUCGCAGCUGCUCGACACGCUAGGCCGCGGUGACGCCGACCGGGUGCCCUCUCGCUUCCCCUCAGCCCAGGGUCAGGCGACCUCCCCGCAAGGGCGGAACAGCCCGCCGCCGGAGGGGCCCGGGAUACACCAGGUGCUCCACUCGGAGCCGAAAGGGAGCCCCACCUCGGCCUACCCCAAGAGUAAGGAGAGCCCCACGCCAGGGUUUCCCACUCGGAGGGGCAGCCCAACAGCAGGAUUUAAUGAGCAGAAGGGGAACCCCGUCUCGGCCUACCCGGAGCAAAGGGAUAGCCCCACUUCGGUCCACCCACAGCGCAGAGGCAGCCCGGUGCCCCCGGUGCCUGAGCGCAGAGGCAGCCCCGUGCCCCCCGUGCCCCCCAUGCCCGAGCGCAGGGGCAGCCUCACCCUUGCCUCGGCCGGGGAGUCUCCGAAGGCCGGGCCCGCACAGGAGCCGGCGGGUGGACCCAUGGAGGUCCUGCGCAAGGGCUCCCUGCGUCUCAGGCAGCUGCUAAGCCCUAAGGGCGAGCGGCGGCAGGAGGAGGAGGGCGGCUUUGUGGCGCCGCAGGAGAACGGGCAGCUCGAGAGCCCCCGGCGGCCGUCGCUGGGCCGUGGUAACAGCACCGAGCCCACCGCAGAAGAGCAGGGUCCGCGGGCGCGCGUGGUCUCGACCACGGCCAAUGCCUUGUACAGCAGCAAUCUGCGGGACGACACCAAGGCCAUUCUGGAGCAGAUCAGCGCCCACGGCCAGAAGCAUCGCGGGACCCCCGCGCCAGGGCCCACCCCGGCCCGCAGCAGCCCAGAUCUCGGCCACCCACCAGCUGCCGGCGGCUUGGCCUCUGACGUGUCCGACAAGGACGAAUGUUCGGCCAUCUUCCGCUCGGACAGCCUCGGGGCACAAGGCCAGCUGAGCCGCACGCUCCUUGCCAGCUCGGAGGAGUGCGACCGGCUGCUGCGGCGCAUGGAGAGCAUGCGCAAGGAGAAGCGCGUGUACAGCCGCUUUGAGGUCUUCUGCAAAAAGGAGGAAGCCGGUGGCCUGAGAGCUGGAGAGGGCCUGGCGGAGGAGGACGCCAGGGACAGCAAGGUGGGCAAGUUCAUGCCCAAGAUCCUAGGCACAUUCAAGGGCAAGAAAUGA
Messenger RNA from Trichechus manatus latirostris (Florida manatee), 3564 nucleotides. It is a transcript of the gene SACK1H, whose product is annotated as family with sequence similarity 83 member H. The transcript has 4 exons. The record is from RefSeq and is a predicted model, not a curated record. The coding region runs from base 1 to 3564 and encodes 1187 amino acids. NCBI's taxonomy places the organism in Eukaryota, Metazoa, Chordata, Mammalia, Sirenia, Trichechidae. Gene Ontology annotation, molecular function: protein kinase binding; keratin filament binding. Gene Ontology annotation, cellular component: keratin filament. Gene Ontology annotation, biological process: intermediate filament cytoskeleton organization; positive regulation of cell migration; signal transduction.